Molecule: messenger RNA, 494 nt
Organism: Prorocentrum cordatum
Lineage: Eukaryota; Dinophyceae; Prorocentrales; Prorocentraceae
Source: the annotation of a GenBank genome assembly
GUCCUUCCCGCCCUGCAUGCGGCACCUGGUGCUCCACCAGCGCACCGGCAGGCGCCUGCGCUUCCUGGGGCGGCUACAGCUGCGGCCCUUCCUGCGCAGGGCGGGGCUCGCGCUGCCCAGCGCGCUGCAGUGGUGGGAGAGAGAGCUCCGGCGCGACGUGGAGGUCACCAAGGAGAGCUUCGACCGGAAGCACCGUUACCAUGUGGAGCACGCGCACGGCGCGCGCGGCCACGGGCGCGAGGCGCACCCCUUCGGCUGCGCACGCCUCCAGGGCUUCCCGGCGCCGCAGGCCGAGCAGGCGCACGGCUGCCCCUUCCAGCGGGGGCACGAGGGCAGCUACGCCCUGCCCACCCUGCUGGCCCACUGGGGGCUGGCGCCGCAGGACGCCGACGCCGUCCUCGGCGCGGCGCGCGCGGGCGCCCCCGGCGGCGCGUGCGCGGCCUUCUUCCGCGCCACGCACCCGUGGGCGCCCGAGGAGCUGCGCGGGGAGGCCC